Messenger RNA from Cavia porcellus (domestic guinea pig), 5751 nucleotides. RefSeq names its product nuclear receptor subfamily 4 group A member 1 (gene Nr4a1). The transcript is spliced from 6 exons. Gene Ontology annotation, molecular function: nuclear receptor activity; nuclear glucocorticoid receptor binding; zinc ion binding. NCBI's taxonomy places the organism in Eukaryota, Metazoa, Chordata, Mammalia, Rodentia, Caviidae. The record is from RefSeq and is a predicted model, not a curated record. Gene Ontology annotation, cellular component: transcription regulator complex; nucleus. Bases 3367 to 5190 code for a protein of 607 amino acids. Gene Ontology annotation, biological process: regulation of transcription by RNA polymerase II; cellular response to corticotropin-releasing hormone stimulus.
GGGGAGCCCCAGUGGCGGAGGCUGCAAAAGUUGGGGGAGUGCGCAAGAAGGACUACGGAGCGCACGCGGGACGAAGCUGCGAUUCGGGGCGCUGGUCCCAGGUAGGGGGAGCAGGAGCUGGCCGGGUAGGUGCCCCACCGCGGAGCGUGCAUCUUUUCUGGGCGGUGCAUGAAAGAGAAAGGUGUACGCGCGGGCAGAAACGCUUGUUGGUCGACUUGCAGUAGCGUGGUGAGAGUGUAGCUCUGGUGUUGAUGGCGAGAGACUGGAGCGGAAUGAGGAUCCGUAUCGGAGUGGAGUCUACUGGACGCGAAGUAGGGUGGUUGGAAUUGCAGCACGGUGGAAGCCGCAGGGGGUUGAGGUUGGUGUCGGGAGUGGGGACUUGUCCAACAAGCAGCUGGUCUUAGUUCAGUCUCCCCGGGUGCCCCAAGUUAGGUCCUCGGCGUUCUGGACUUGAUGCUGACAGGGGUAUUAGUACACUGGGGAGAAGGUACAGAGCUCUGGUGCUGCUGGGAUCUUUCGGAUUCCAACUAGGAUUUGAUUUCCAAAAGGAUCCUUUCAGGCUGUCAGCCCUUCGCCUCAUGCCCCAGUGUGGGGUGUAUGUGGGUGUGUAACUGUGUGUGAUUUAAGCACUUUAAAGGCAGUAUUAGUUUGGAGGGAUUUCCACUUCGAACUUUUUGUCUGCAUUCCUGCAAAACACCUCUGGAUUACUGAAGGAAAUGGCUAGUCUGGUGUUGGAACGGUAGAGAGGUGCGUGCUAUAUAUUAGAAUAUGUCCGUUUAGAGUCAGGGUCAAAAUAUCUGGAAGCACAGGGAGGGUCGUUUUAGCAGUAGCUUGGAUCCGGUGAGGUAGGUGUGUGUUUGCUUGUGCGCGUUCCUAUUUGCACAGAUAGAUAUGUGGAAACCCUUUUCCUUGGAAACCUGUUUGGAAGUUGCUAAUUGCUACCUAAAGGAUUCUCCCUGUCUUCCAUUCCAGCCUGUAUGCUCAUCGCCUCUGUACUCCCUCCCCCAGUAGUCCCAGUUGGAUUUUUCAGGCAGAGUGCAGUCUGAGGCUUGUUCAGUCUAACAGUGCAAACUACCUUGUUGCCAGGACCUGCCUGAAGCCGGAUUCCCUCUUUCAGCCCCGCCUCUUCCUCCUCCCUGUGGGAUGCCCCCACCAUGGGGCUAGAUGCAUCUCCUGUUGCUGAAUACCUGCAUGGCCGUGGGGGUGUGUGUGUGUGUGACUUGGUGGGGGUUGAUCCGGAUGUGGGACGUCCUAGUGGAGAAACAGGAUUUGAAUAAGGUUGGAACAAACGCCCAGUCCUGCAUGGCUGCCACCUUUCUUCCUUCACCUAGGCCCAUCCCUGCCCAGGCUGUCCUAGUGCAGGCAGAUGUGGCUGCCCUUAUCUCUUGCAGGUACUGUGUGCCUGUAGACACCACCACUGGACAGGUGGGGCCAGAGUUUUGAGGGGCUCUUUUGUCUGGGGUCAGGGGGCUUCCUGGGUGCUUGGCUAGGAAUUGGUAACAGCCUUUGGCCCAUUACUAUCCCCUUGAUUACGGUACUUUACAUUCCAGCUUGAUUUCUUAGUUUUGCUUGCUGGAUAGGGGAGCUCAGUGUGUGUAGAUCACCCACAUGACAGUGGAAGGGGGACAGGACUGUCCUGAUGCCUUCUUUGCAUGAUUUUUGGGCAGUCUAUGAAUUGAAGGGUCUCUCCUGAAUGAAAUGUCUGUUCCUUCAGGGCCUCAGAAUUAGGGGUGUGUAACCCCUUUGCCCAAGCUCCUAAAGGCUUCAGGACUGACAUUUAGGCUUAGACCUAGGGAGGUACAGGAUGUCUUAGAUCCAUCCAUUGAUAGAGAGUCCUUCUUUCUCAUAACCCCCUUAAGACUUUUGUGGGACUCCAAAAGUUCUUUUAUACAAAUAAUUAGGAAGCUGGGUGUGGUGGCACAUGCCUGUAAUUGCAGCACUCAGGAGGCUGAGGCAGGCGUAUUGCCACAAUUUCAAGGCCAGCCUGAGCUACAUAAGGAGACCCUGUCUCAAAACAAACAGCGCAGAAAUUCCUCUAAGAGACUGUCCCUUCUAGACAUCUAGAGGGCUGUUCUUGUAGACUUCUGCUUCCUUUUUCACUUUUCUCAAGCAUAUAUGGCCAUUAAAAAUAUGGCACUGAGACAAGUGUGGUGGCGCACGUCUAUAAUCCCAGCACUCAGGAGGCUGAGGCAGGAGGUUCUUUCUUUCUUUCUUUUUUUUUGUCUUUUUUGAGACAGGGUCUCAUUAUGCAGUUCAGACUGGCCUUGAGCUCACUUUGUAGCCCAGGCUGGUCUCGAACUUACAAAGAUCCUCCUCCCUCAGCCUCCUGAGUGCUGGGAUUACAGGCAUGAGCCACCAUGCCCUGCUCAAGGCAGGAGGUUCUUGCAAGCUCAAGAGCAGCCUGGGCUAUAUAGUGAGCUCAAGGCCAGCCUGUACUGCAUAGUGAGAUCCUGUCUCAAAAAGACAAAAAAAAAAAAAAAAAAAAAAAAAAAAAAAAAAGCACUGUGCUGGAGAUUGAGGCAGGAGGAUUAUCAUGCGUUUGAGGCCAGCCUGGGCUACAUAGGGAGUUCAAGACCAGUCUAAAUUUGUCUCAACAAGGCAAAACAAACACAUAAAUGAACAGAAAAGCCCCCAAAGAUCUGAUGCCAGUUACCUAAUCCUCUGAGGAGCUGGGGAUGGUGAGGAGCCCUGGUUUCUCUUUUUUUUUUUUGCUUCUGAACGUAUCCCAGGCAAUAGUAUAAGUACCAGGGCCAAAUGGCAAGAAUGGGGUGCAUGCAGGAUUUGCUGCCUUUGCUUAGCAUACAGGGUGGAGGUGCGAGGCCCCAGUGCUCCAGUGCACUGCUACUUGGGCCACCUUACACAUCUGGACCUCCACUCCCAGCCUCUCUUCUAUCCUCAGGAUGUCCGUCUCCUCAGGCAUCACGGAGGUAGGAGAAGAUAGGGCAUGCAGAGGCUGGAGUGAACCUGGGAAUAUUCCCAGGAAGUACCUGGUUUGAGAAACAACAAAUCUGUACCUGGGAGCUGGGCUGGGGCUCCUUUGGCUUUUCUGUACCCCUCCCCAUGCUUUCUCUGGUGGGGGAGGGGCUAGAGGCUGGAGGAACACAGCUUUGGCCUCUUCUAGUAGAGAAGAGCUGGCUGGAUGCCUUCUUUGGGGUUCCCAGGCUGGCUGGAUAUGGCUGGCCUUCUGACUGAGCCCGCUGAGUCUGGGCCACUGCCCAUGGUUUUUGUGGCACUAGGCAGGGAUCAGGAACCCUGGGUUCUAGACUGUGCCCUUGGUGCCUUUGUCCCAUCUGUAGGCCCCCACCUGGCUGUACUGGGCCUGUCUUUUGACACUAGGCUUCAGACUUCACUCACUCUUUGCCUUCUAUGCCUUGGUCUGUUUCUUCUUUAGAGAUGCCCUGUAUCCAAGCCCAAUAUGGGACACCAGCACCAAGCCCAGGACCUUGUGAUCACCUGGCAAGUGACCCUCUGACCCCUGAGCUCAGCAAACCAACCAUGGACCUGGCCAGCCCUGAGGCGGCCCCUGCUGCCCCCACUGCCCUACCCAGCUUCAGCACCUUCAUGGAUGGCUAUACAGGAGAGUUUGACACCUUCCUCUAUCAGCUGCCAGGAACAGUCCAGCCGUGCUCUUCAGCUUCCUCCUCUGCCUCAUCCACGUCUUCAUCUUCAGCCACCUCUCCCGCCUCUGCUUCAUUCAAGUUUGAGGACUUCCAGGUGUACGGUUGCUACCCUGGCAGCCUGAGCGGCCCACUAGAUGAGACCCUGUCCUCCAGUGGUUCUGACUACUAUGGCAGUCCCUGCUCAGCCCCCUCGCCAUCCACACCCAGCUUCCAGCCGCCCCAGCUCUCUCCCUGGGAUGGCUCAUUUGGCCACUUCUCCCCCAGCCAGACUUAUGAAGGCCUGCGGGCAUGGACAGAGCAGCUGCCCAAGGCUUCUGGGCCCCUGCAGCCAGCAGCCUUCUUUUCCUUCAGUCCCCCGACUGGUCCUGGCCCCAGCCUGGGCCAAAGUUCCCUGAAGUUGUACCCCUCCCAGGCCACCCACCAGCUGGGAGAGGGAGAGAGCUAUUCCAUGCCAGCUGCUUUUCCAGGCUUGGCGCCCACUUCCCCACACCUCGACAGCUCAGGGAUGCUGGAUGCACCUGUGACUUCAGCCAAGUCCCGGAGUGGCACUUCAGGUGGAAGUGAGGGCCGCUGUGCUGUGUGUGGGGACAAUGCCUCUUGCCAGCAUUAUGGGGUCCGAACCUGUGAGGGCUGUAAAGGUUUCUUCAAGCGCACAGUGCAGAAAAGCGCCAAGUACAUCUGCCUGGCAAACAAGGACUGCCCUGUGGACAAGAGGCGGCGGAACCGCUGCCAAUUCUGCCGCUUCCAGAAGUGCCUGGCUGUGGGCAUGGUGAAGGAAGUUGUCCGGACAGACAGCCUGAAAGGUCGACGGGGCCGGCUACCUUCAAAACCUAAGCAGCCCCCAGAUGCCUCCCCUGCCAAUCUCCUUACCUCCCUUGUCCGGGCACACCUGGACUCAGGGCCCAGCACCACCAAACUGGACUACUCCAAGUUCCAGGAGCUGGUGCUGCCCUGUUUUGGGAAGGAAGAUGCUGGCGACGUGCAGCAGUUCUAUGACCUACUCUCCAGUUCUCUGGAGGUUAUCCGAAAAUGGGCUGAGAAGAUCCCCGGUUUUGCUGAGCUAUUCCCGGGUGACCAGGACCUGUUGCUGGAGUCAGCCUUCCUGGAGCUGUUCAUCCUCCGCUUGGCCUAUCGAUCUAAGCCAGGCGAAGGGAAACUCAUCUUCUGCUCAGGCCUGGUGUUGCACAGGUUGCAGUGCGCUCGUGGCUUCGGUGACUGGAUUGACAGCAUCCUGGCCUUCUCAAGAUCUCUGCACAGUUUGGCCAUUGAUGUCCCUGCCUUCGCCUGUCUCUCUGCUCUUGUCCUCAUCACUGAACGGCAUGGCCUGCAGGAGCCACGGCGGGUGGAAGAGUUGCAGAAUCGCAUUGCCAGCUGUCUGAAGGAGCACAUGGCAGCCGUGGCAGGUGAGCCCCAGCCGGCCAGCUGCCUAUCACGCCUGUUGGGCAAACUGCCCGAGCUGCGGACCCUGUGCACCCAGGGCCUGCAGCGCAUCUUCUACCUCAAGCUGGAGGACUUGGUGCCCCCUCCACCCAUCGUUGACAAGAUCUUCAUGGAUACACUGCCCUUCUGACCCUGGCCCCAAGCAUGUGUGCACAAGUAUGUGCGCUCUUACGCCACUCCACGUGCCUUUAGCCCACGGCCCACGGACCCCCAGAGCAUCCUCUGGCCUGGGCUUGGGCUGCAGACUGACUCAUCUCCAUACCUGCUGUAGGAGAUUGGCAGGAAGCUCAAGUCCUGGGGAAGGGGCUGCAUUCAUGGUGGUGACCCCACAAUUUGUCUUAUUACCCCAACCUGGCCCUGGCCUUCGUGUUUUUUGUAAGAUAAACCAUUUUUAACACGUGCCGCUGUGCUGUAAAUAAGCCGAAUGCUGCUGUAAAUACAGGAAGAGGUUGAGGGUGGGGGUUGGGAGGAAGGGAUGGCCCCCUACCAGCCAAUCAAACCUUCCCAACCUCCUUCAACUUGUUCUCUCUUCCCACCCUCCUUUCACAUGUACAUAAACUGUCACCCGAGGAAGAAGACAAAUGACAGAUUCUGACAUUUAUAUUUGUGUAUUUUUCUUGGAUUUAUAGUAUGUGACUUUUCUGAUUAAUAUAUUUAAUAUAUUGAAUAAAAAAUAGACAUGUAGCUGAAA